AUGAGUUUUGAAAUAGUUCCAAUCACUAAUAAUCAACAUCAAUACAUCAAUCUUAUUAGAUGUUUAGCUGCUCAUGAAGAAACUUCAAAUUGUACAAUUGGUUUAGACUCAGAUGGAAUAUUGACUCUUAAUUUCAUAACUAAUGAAAUUGACCAAACUGAUGCUGUUUUCUACAGAUGUUAUCUCAAGCAUGCAACCAAUGUUUUAACUCACCAUGUCAUGAAUGAUCAGAAAAAAACCAUUCUUGAACCAGUUCCAAUUCAACAAGUCCUAGAAGGCCAUCCAAUGUUUGACGAGUGUCGGAAACCAAGACCAAUUUGA
Molecule: messenger RNA, 321 nt
Organism: Hansenula ciferrii
Lineage: Eukaryota; Fungi; Ascomycota; Saccharomycetes; Phaffomycetales; Wickerhamomycetaceae
Exons: 1
Coding region: 1-321 (106 amino acids)
Source: RefSeq, a predicted model, not a curated record